Harpegnathos saltator (Jerdon's jumping ant) is the source of this 1395-nucleotide messenger RNA. RefSeq names its product odorant receptor Or2-like. The record is from RefSeq and is a predicted model, not a curated record. Gene Ontology annotation, biological process: sensory perception of smell; detection of chemical stimulus involved in sensory perception of smell. Lineage: Eukaryota; Metazoa; Arthropoda; Insecta; Hymenoptera; Formicidae. Bases 121 to 1320 code for a protein of 399 amino acids. Gene Ontology annotation, cellular component: plasma membrane. The transcript has 7 exons. Gene Ontology annotation, molecular function: olfactory receptor activity; odorant binding.
CGAUAAUGUAAUAGAACUUUUGCGUUCGGAGAAUUACGUCUUAGGCAUGCAUCGUAAUAAUGCUUCGUGCAAGCUUCGGAUCGCUCUUUAUGGCUGAUAAGAGGCAGUACCCAUUUGGCCAUGGACAUGGAACAUUCAACUGGAUACAAUGAUUUAGAAUGGGCGAUUGGUCUAAAUCGGCUCAUGUUGAAAAUCAUCGGAUUAUGGCCACCGGAUAAUCAAGACCCCCAUGUAACGAUAAAAUCAAAAAUUCGGCUAAUGUGCAGCAUUAUCAUAAUGCUGUUUAUACUGGCAAUACCAACUUUUGCAUCACUGAUAAAAGUAUGGGGAGAUAUGAUUCUAAUAGUAGAUAAUUUUAUAUACAGUCUAACUCUGGUGAUUGCUCUAUUCAAAGUCACCAUGAUUUGGUACAAACAAAAAGAUUUAGUGCCUCUAAUUGACAUGAUCGCGACAGACUGGAUGAAACCAAAGACGAAAGAAGAAAGACACACCAUGCUAAGAGUCGCAAAAAUCAGUCGCAUUAUCGCAAUAUAUGGAUGGCUGCUGCCAAUUAUUUCAGUGAUAGUUUGUUUUACUCUUGCAUAUUUUGGACUGAGUCUCAGACACGUGACGAAUCUGACAGAUCCUGGUAAACCCUUGGUGGUACAAACAUAUUACUUGCAUGACGUUUCCAAGAGUCCGCAGUUCGAGAUGACACUUUUGGCCCAAGGAAUUGCUCUGUGCACAACGUGUAUCUCUUAUUAUUCGAUCGACCAUUUCCUCGGACUAUUAGUCUUGCACGUAUAUGGCCAAAUGGAGAAUUUGCAUAUUCGACUGACACAUAUGGAGCGAUAUACUAACUUUGACUCAGUUUUGAAAUAUAAUGUCCAGGAUCACAGCCGCUUAAUCAGAUCCAUUCAAAUCAUCGACGACUCAUUCGAUUUAUUACUGAUUGCCAUAGUAUUAUAUUUCGGUAUAAUAUUCUGCUUACUAGGAUUUUUCAUAAUUAAUGUUCUUAAUGAUGACAGCCAAUUGUCAUUUAUGCAAUUAAUUUGGUUUGGUGGAGCCGCCAUAUCCAUUUUAUUGCAUAUGUGCCUUUACUGCGCCGUUGGCGAAACUCUUGUGACGCAAUGUGAAAAGAUUCAUCGUGCCGCAUACGCAUAUGCGUGGUACACUUUAGAUCCAAAAGCAGCGAGGAGCUUAAUUUUAAUAAUGUUGCGCGCAAGCAAACCACUGUACAUCACGGCUGGGAAGACAUUUCCCAUGACGAUGGCAACGUUUUGCAACUUGUUGAAAACAUCUGCAGGUUAUAUAUCAGUCUUGCUUGCGAAUCAAGAUUAACAGUGAUAAUAAAAAUUUUGUAUUCAAAUUCAACAAUCAUUUACUAAAAUGAUUAUCAAAUAAUUAAAUAUGACA